This is a messenger RNA of Symbiodinium natans, 828 nucleotides long. The record is from the annotation of a GenBank genome assembly. Lineage: Eukaryota; Dinophyceae; Suessiales; Symbiodiniaceae.
AUGAGUACUCCGAAGCCUGACCCACUAGUCCCACGCCCAUGCCUGCCCAAGGCGUUUGUCGCAGUGGUCGUGCUCGUGUACUUCUCCUCGAACCUGGGCUGCUUCAACCAGGAGCUGUCAUAUGCAGAAUUCUUCGCUGGCGAGGGGAAUGUUUUUAGGGCUGUGAAGAAGAUCUAUGCGGCAGCUGCUGUAGAUAUUGAGUACGCAAAGGGCGCGGAGUGGGGACCGAACAACCCCAUGGACCUCAAUGGGGCAGCCGGCCUGGCGCAGGGCGACCCGACUCCCACUACAUCCUCGCUGCUCCUGUCUGCAGCAGCUGGACGAUUCUCUUAUGUCUACUCAGCUGCUGCCUGGGCGGCACAUUCCUGGUGGAGCAGCCAGGUCUACAGAAUUUGUUGGUGGAUGAAGCACUACGGAUCCGAAACAGCCAAAAGGCAUCAGGCCUUCACCAACAACAAGUUUGCUGGAGCCUACAACCGGGGCAAACUCUGCGCCAAAGAUCGUGUGAACAAGACAACCAAAACCACUCGGCGAUAUGUGGACUCUCGUGGCAGAACGAGGUGGAACGGUACAGCCAAACUGAAGCAGACACAGGUGUUUCCCAGUGGAUUCGGUCUUCAAACGGUACGCAUGAUGCCGCAAUUGAUGACACGCGGCCUCGGAAAGCCGUCGCUUGCUGCUCGAAGACCAGGGCCUGACGUAUUUGCUGCAGCGGAGUGGUCGGACUGGGAUGAGGCAAGGUUGGCGCCCGUGAUCGCGUAUCUACGUGGCAACAAAUCUUUGAUGAUGCCGUGUGAGUGGAAGUCCGUCUUUCCUGUAGCAGUGUAG